CCCGACUCCCUGGUUAUGAUUGAGAAACUGAUUGCUGCAGAGAAACUGAAGAAGAAAACCCAAGACCCGUCAGCUUUUGAAGUCUCUCCUCGGCCUCAGCUCGACUUGAAAGUAUCCAGGAAGUUGCCCAAGAUUUAUGGGGACAUUCCUCCUGAGGUUGUGGGGAAGCCUUUGGAAGACCUUGACCCUUUCUAUGUGAACCACAAGACAUUCAUGGUGUUGAACAAAAAGAGGACAAUCCACCGCUUCAGUGCCAAGCCAGCCUUAUUCAUUCUUGGGCCUUUUAACCCAAUCAGGAGGUUGGCCAUUCGCAUCUCAGUCCAUUCAUUAUUCAGCAUGUUCAUCAUAUGCACUGUUGUUGUCAAUUGUGUCUUCAUGGCUGCAGCAAAAGAAAUGGAUGAAAAUAAAUAUGCUGAGCAUGUUUUUACUGCAAUCUACAUUUUUGAAGCAUUGAUUAAAAUAUUAGCAAGAGGACUUUUUCUGGAUGAAUUCACUUACCUUCGAGAUCCAUGGAACUGGUUGGAUUUUGUUGUCAUCCUGCUGGCAUUUCUAUCGUAUAUGAUAAAAACAUUAGACAGUGUGUCAGCUCUAAGAACGUUUCGAGUCCUCAGAGCUUUAAAAGCCAUCUCAGUCAUUUCAGGUUUGAAGGUCAUUGUUGGGGCCCUACUGCGCUCAGUCAAGAAACUGGUGGAUGUGAUGAUUCUGACCAUCUUUUGUUUGAGCAUUUUUGCCUUGGUGGCUCAGCAGUUCUUCAUGGGAAGUCUGAGGUAUAGAUGUAUCAACAAGUCCUGUUUGAGUAAUGAGCCUUUACCAAAUGGAACCUGUACAUUUCUCAAGGACGAUGCUGAAUUUCUAGAAAACUGCACUGAAAAUAAAACUGAAGGCUCAUCUGAAAAAAGGUUAUGUGGCCUCUGGAUGGGUAAUAGAUCAUGUUGCCCUGAGUAUGUUUGCUGUAAAACUAAGAUCAGUCCUGAUUCUAAUUUUACGAACUUUGACCAUUUUGGUUGGGCCUUUCUCAGCAUGUUCCGUGUGAUGACUCAGGAUUCCUGGGAACGCCUUUAUCAGCAGACCCUCCGAGCUGCUGGGCCACUUGCUGUAGUGUUUUUUGUGGUCGUCAUCUUCCUGGGCUCUUUUUACCUGAUCAACCUGACCUUGGCUGUCGUCACCAUGUCGUAUGAGGAGCAGAACAAAAAUGUGGCAGCUGAGACAGAAGCCAAAGAGAAAAUGUUCAGAGAGGCUGUGGAGCUGCUGAAGCAGGAACAGGAGACUCUAGUUGCUAUGGGAAUUGAUAGGAGUUCACUCAAUUCCCUUGAAACAUCAUCCAUUUCUUGUCAAAAGAGAAGCCUGUUUAGCAACAAGAGAAGGAAAUCCUUCCUUGUGGGAAAUUCUGGGCAAGAUCAAGCUCCAGUCUCUGAUCCUGAUGAAGGUAUCCAAACAAAGCAGCUACUGAACCAAACCAAGCGCCUAUCCCAGAACCUAUCGGUGGAUUAUUGGGAUGACCACGGCGAUAUCUUUCAGAGGCAACGCGCCCUGAGCGCCGUCAGCAUCGUCACCAUCACCAUGCAAGAGUAUGAAAAGUCACAGAAGAAAUGCCUUCCCUGUCAGAAUAACUUUGUCUCCAAAUACUGCAUUUGGGAGUGUUGUCCCCUGUGGCUGCGCAUUAAAAGGAUUGUGGAGCUAAUUAUCAUGGAUCCCUUUGCUGACCUGGUUAUCACCAUUUGCAUCAUUGUCAACACUGUAUUCAUGGCAAUGGAGCACUAUAAAAAGGAGCAAGCCUUUGAUCAUAUGCUCAACGUAGGAAAUUAUGUUUUUACUGGAAUUUUUGUCGCAGAAAUGUUCUUCAAAAUCAUCGCCCUGGAUCCAUACUAUUAUUUUCUCCGUCCCUGGAACAUUUUUGAUAGCAUCAUUGUUGUUCUGAGUCUGGUAGAAAUAAUCAUUACAAAUGUUGCGAACUCAAAUUUGUCACUAUUACGUUCCUUAAGACUGCUGAGAGUUUUCAAGCUAGCCAAAUCCUGGCCAACAUUGAAUACUCUUAUUAAGAUUAUUGGCCACUCGGUUGGUGCUCUGGGUAACCUCACUCUGGUCCUGGCCAUCAUUGUUUUCAUCUUCUCAGUCGUUGGCAUGCAGCUUUUUGGGACUUCCUUCAAUAAAACUCGUAGUCUUAACUCCGUGAAAACUUCGGACCGGCGUUGGCAUAUGGGAGACUUCUUCCACUCUUUCCUAGUUGUAUUCCGCAUUCUCUGUGGUGAAUGGAUUGACAACAUGUGGGAGUGUAUGCGUGAGUCUCACCAUGUGCUGUGCAUUCUGGUCUUCUUGCUGAUCUUAGUGAUAGGAAACUUGGUGGUACUCAAUCUUUUCAUCGCCCUGCUGCUCAACUCCUUCAGCAGAGAGGAAAGAGAAGGGAAUGGGGCUGGAGAGGUGAGGAAGACCAAGCUGCAGCUUGCUUUCGAUCGGUUCCGCUGGGCGUUUCAUUUUGUGAAACAAGCCAUUUGGCAAUUUUGUAGCAGUCCUUUCAGGAAGCAAAGGCUUAGAAAGCCAAAAGAUGUGUCCAAAAAGCAUAAGGCUCAGAAUAAAGACAUUAUUCCACUGGAGUCAGGAAUAAACCUAGAGCAAGCAAACCAGGAAAAACUUUGCUCUCAGGACGAGACCAGUCCCCCUGAGUUCACAGGCCUGGGCUGUGUGCAGGAGAAUUUGAAUACCAGGCAUCCUUCAUUUAUUAAAGCCCCACUUGCUGAAGAAGAAGAAGAAGAUGAAGAUAUUGGAUCUCUGGAUGAAGAUGAGCCCCAGGAUUUCAUGGAAACAGAAUUUUGUAAACAGGAGGAAAAAGACCGUAUGAGCCCGGGAGCCAGGAGUGGAGAGCUUGAUGUAUUUUCUGAAGAAGACACUGAAUGGGUAGCACAGAAAUUGAAAGAGAAGUUUGACGCAAUCAGCUAUGUAUCUAAUUGCAGCACCAUUGAUCUGAAGGAUCUCAAUGUGUUGAUUCCUGAACUGAUUCUUGAAAAGAGGCCCGAGAGAUGUUUGCCCAAAGUCUGCAUCAAAUGCUUCCCCUGCUUUGCACUGAAUGUAAGAAAGUCUCCUGGAAUCCUUUGGCUGAACCUGAGGGUAACCUGCUACAGAAUUGUCAAGCACGACUGGUUUGAGAGCUUCAUUAUCUUCAUGAUUCUCCUGAGCAGUGGAGCUCUGGUAUUUGAAGAUUGCUACCUUCCAACAAAACCCGCCAUUAAGGAAUUGCUGAAUUUUACUGAUAAGGUUUUUACCUACAUUUUCAUCCUGGAGAUGUUUUUAAAGUGGGUAGCAUAUGGAUUUAGGAAGUAUUUCACGAAUGCAUGGUGCUUUCUCGACUUCGUCAUUGUAAAUGUCUCUAUCGUAAGCCUUAUUGCUAAUAAUUCAAAAUCAUCCUUGUCUUUUAAAUCCCUUCGGACACUGAGAGCCCUGAGGCCCUUGCGAGCACUGUCCCAGUUUGAGGGAAUGAGGGUUGUUGUCAAUGCCCUUGUUGGGGCCAUCCCAGCCAUCUUAAAUGUUCUGUUCGUCUGCCUCAUUUUUUGGCUCAUCUUCUGUAUGUUAGGGGUGAACCUCUUUUCUGGGAGAUUUGGAAAGUGCAUCACUCAAGUUGAAAAAGAAGCUAUAAACUACACCAUCGUUAACAACAGGACAUUGUGCGAAAUGGGGAUCCACCCUAAUGCAUGCUGGAGUAAUGCUAAAGUCAACUUUGAUAAUGUUGGAAUUGGUUACUUGGCUCUUCUACAGGUGGCGACGUUUAAAGGUUGGAUGGAUAUUAUGGAUGCAGCUGUAGAUUCAAGAGGGGUAAAGGAGCAGCCUGACUUCGAGGCAAAUAUGUAUGCCUAUCUCUUCUUUGUUGUUUUUAUCAUUUUUGGCUCAUUCUUCACACUUAAUCUUUUCAUCGGUGUAAUCAUUGACAACUUUAACCAACAGCAGAAAAAGAUAAGUGGCCAAGAUAUCUUCAUGACAGAGGAACAGAAAAAAUAUUACAAUGCGAUGAAAAAACUGGGAUCAAAGAAGCCCCAAAAACCUAUUCCAAGGCCUUUGAACAAAUGCCAAGCUUUUGUGUUUGAUGUAGUCACCAGCCAGGCCUUUGAUAUUUUCAUCAUAACUCUCAUUUGCCUUAAUAUGAUCACCAUGAUGGCAGAAACAGACCCUCCUGAAGGACCCAACGAACAAAAGAAAUUCCUUCUAGAAGCCCUCAACUAUGUCUUUGUUGUCAUCUUCACAGUUGAAUGUCUCCUGAAAAUCUUUGCUCUGAGGCAAUUCUAUUUUGCUAAUGGUUGGAACUUAUUUGAUUGUGUGGUCGUAGUGCUCUCCGUUGUUAGCCUUUUGGUUUCUAUACUGGAAUCAAGUAAGUCAAUUCCAUUCCCUCCUGUGCUCUUCAGAGUCAUCCGCUUGGCUCGGAUCGGCCGAAUACUCAGGCUUGUUCGAGCAGCUAAAGGAAUCAGGACCCUUCUUUUCGCACUAAUGAUGUCACUUCCUUCACUAUUCAACAUUGGACUUCUGCUCUUUCUGGUCAUGUUUAUCUAUGCCAUUAUUGGCAUGACUAAUUUUUCCCACGUGAAAUAUGAGGCAGGGAUUGACGACAUGUUCAACUUUCGAACCUUCGGCAGCAGCAUGCUGUGUCUCUUCCAAAUCACUACAUCGGCGGGCUGGGACGCCCUCUUAAGUCCUAUGUUGAGUCCAAGACAUUCAACUUGUAACCCAGAGAAUUCUUGUAAUUCUGAAAGUUCAUCUUGCAACUCAGAAAGUUCAUCUUGUCCCAGAAAUGACAUCAAACCAGGUAGUGAUUGUGUCAACUCUGUCAUGGCAAUUACAUUCUUUGUCAGUUACAUCAUUAUCUCCUUCCUAAUUGUUGUAAACAUGUACAUUGCUGUGAUUUUGGAAAACUUCAACACAGCCACUGAAGAGAGUGAGGAUCCCUUAAGCGAGGAUGACUUUGACAUAUUCUAUGAAACUUGGGAAAAAUUUGAUCCCGAAGCAACACAAUUCAUUGAAUACUCAGCACUCUCAGACUUUGCUGAUGCCUUGCCAGAUCCCUUACGUGUGGCCAAGCCAAACAGAAAUCAGCUUCUAGUGAUGGACCUGCCCAUGGUCAGUGGCAAUAGACUCCACUGCAUGGAUAUACUGUUUGCUUUUACCACAAGAGUGCUGGGGGACUCAGAAGGCAUGGAUUGCCUCAAAAGCCAGAUGGAAGAGAAAUUCAUGGAGGCCAAUCCUAACAAGAAAUUAUAUGAACCGAUUGUGACCACCACAAAGCGCAUGGAAGAAGAGAGGUGUGCUGCUAUCAUCCAGAAGGCCUAUCGACUGUACUUGCGGAAGAGUAAUGCCAAGAAAACAACUUCCUUACCACAUCAGACGGUUUGCAAUGGAGCCAUUGGUAACUUAGAAGUACCUGAUGGCAAAGUACACUUUGACUGA
Molecule: messenger RNA, 5424 nt
Organism: Trichosurus vulpecula (common brushtail)
Lineage: Eukaryota; Metazoa; Chordata; Mammalia; Diprotodontia; Phalangeridae
Gene: SCN11A
Product: sodium voltage-gated channel alpha subunit 11
Exons: 27
Coding region: 16-5424 (1802 amino acids)
Biological process (GO): sodium ion transmembrane transport; membrane depolarization during action potential; neuronal action potential
Cellular component (GO): axon; plasma membrane; voltage-gated sodium channel complex
Molecular function (GO): voltage-gated sodium channel activity
Source: RefSeq, a predicted model, not a curated record